GCAGAGGGAAACGGGCGCGCAGGGUAGAUGACAUUGUGAAAUCCCGGGAGCCUAAACGCAAAUGGAGUAGCAAGAAACGCUUUCUCAACAAACUAUUUCCGCCUUAAAACGUGAAGAAUUUCAAGAAUUUUGCACCUCGCUCACAACGAACUAGUUAGCUAGAGGCAACAGCUUUUUCUUAAACUAGUUAGCGAACUUACUUUAGUUGCUGCCACCUUUGACCAAGAAAAAGGAGAAGUCACAACUUGCACUUUGAGGGUUGUUCUGCAGGAAUGUCGCAGAAAGAAAGACCUACGUUUUAUCGGCAGGAGGUGACCAAGACGAUUUGGGAGGUACCAGAACGCUACCAGACCCUGUCUCCAGUCGGUUCCGGGGCCUACGGAUCAGUUUGCUCGUCGUACGAUCAGAAGACGGGUAUGAAGAUCGCUGUGAAGAAGCUCUCCCGGCCUUUCCAGUCCUUUAUUCACGCCAAGAGAACCUACAGAGAGCUUCGGCUGCUCAAGCACAUGAAGCAUGAGAAUGUGAUCGGCCUUCUAGAUGUUUUCACACCUGCUACUAGUCUGGAGGAGUUCAAUGAUGUGUACCUGGUGACCCACCUGAUGGGGGCAGACCUCAACAACAUAAUCAAGUGUCAGAAGCUGACAGACGACCAUGUGCAGUUCCUCAUAUACCAGAUCCUCCGGGGGUUAAAGUAUAUCCACUCAGCAGAUAUCAUUCACAGAGACCUGAAACCCAGCAACCUGGCUGUGAAUGAGGACUGUGAGCUGAAGAUUCUUGACUUUGGGCUGGCGCGGCACACAGACGAUGAGAUGACUGGUUACGUUGCCACUCGCUGGUACAGGGCCCCAGAGAUCAUGCUAAACUGGAUGCAUUACAACAUGACAGUGGACAUUUGGUCUGUGGGAUGUAUCAUGGCUGAACUCCUCACUGGCAGAACUCUGUUUCCCGGUACUGACCAUAUAAACCAGCUUCAACAGAUAAUGCGUCUGACAGGAACGCCCCCAGCCUCUCUAAUAAGCAGGAUGCCAAGCCACGAGGCAAGGAACUACAUCAAAUCCUUGCCUCAGAUGCCCAAGAGGAAUUUUUCUGACGUGUUCAUUGGAGCCAACCCCCAAGCUGUGGACCUGCUGGAGAAGAUGUUGGUUCUGGACACAGAUAAGAGGAUCACGGCUGCCGAGGCUCUGGCCCACCCCUACUUCUCCCAGUACCACGACCCAGACGACGAGCCCGAGGCUGACCCCUACGACCAGAGCUUUGAGAGCCGCGAUCUGGACAUCGAAGAAUGGAAACGGCUGACCUUUGAGGCGGUAUGUGAUUUUGAGCCACCCAUCUUCGAUGAAAACGACAUGGAAUCUUGAUUGGGCGAUGUGAUUUCUACAAGCCCCUCUCCCGUCAACACCAAACGUCUCUAUCACUGAGGUUCCCUCUUAUCAGACGACCUUUUGGAAUAAUAGUAUCAUCAGAGUGCCUGCAAAUGUUUGUCCAUUGUUAUUUUUCUUAAGCUCACGCUCUCUCUCCUACCAUUUUGAAUCCGUAAGGUGUUGCAAGGGAAACGUUACAAAAAAUAGCCUGGUCCCAGAUUCGUUGGUGCUGUGGCAUGACAGUGGCCAUGGGAGUUGGCUGUACAACCCAAACAGAUAUGGGACCAGGCUAGAACUACAAUGGAGGAGAGGAGAGCGACAUUUUAAGGGCUGUUAAAUCGGUGUUAACAAAUACUGAUUGUAUGUGUCUACUACCGUGUAUUUUCAAGGGAGAAACGGAGGCAAGCAGAAAACAACCACUAAUACCAUUAUUGGUCCAUUUCUGAAAAAUGUCAUGCUUUUAUUAUUCUGUCUAUAUUUGUGUCCCAAAUGGCACCCUAUUCCCUAUUUAGUGCUCUGCUUUUGACCAGGGCACUAUAUAGGGAAUAGGAUGCUAUUUGGAAUAAAAUCUAUAUUUAAACUAGUUUUGUAUUCUUCCUUCAGAAGUUUUAUUAUUAUGAAAGUAUUGCUCACCACUGUAUUCUCUUGCUCACCACUGUAUUCUCUUGCUCACCACUGUAUUCUCUUGCUCACCACUGUAUUCUCUUGCUCACCACUGUAUUCUCUUGCUCACCACUGUAUUCUCUUGCUCACCACUGUAUUCUCUUGCUCACCACUGUAUUCUCUUGCUCACCACUGUAUUCUCUUGCUCACCACUGUAUUCUCUUGCUCACCACUGUAUUCUCUUGCUCACCACUGUAUUCUCUUGCUCACCACUGUGAUAUCCGAAAGAAAUUAGAUGCUGAAUUGAAACAUCCGUAAAAUGUGUUCUGAUUGAAUCAUUUCAUGAUGUGUAUCAUCUGAAAUGUGCAAUAAUGCUUGUCUGUCACUCGCGCUCUGCCAAUCUACCAAUCACAGCGUUCGUGUCAGACUCCCCUGGCUUUGUUUUCCUGUCAGUCACAGCACUGGUGUCAAGACUCCCAGGCGCUUCAGAAACCGUUGAUGAUCUUCUUUAAUGGAUCUGCUAUAUGACAUAGGAUGUGUCCCAAAUGGAACUCUAAUACUGCAGUACUAAAUGCGGAAGACUAUUUCAGUUGAAUGCAUUGAGUUGUGCAACUGACUAGGUAUGUUCCUUUCCUUUGAACAGGGCCCAUAGGCUUAUGGUCAACAGUAGUGCACUAAUAUAGUGAAUUGGGGACCAUUUGGAAUGCACAUAGGGAUUCAUUCUAUUCUUCAACAUUGUUAUGAACUUUUUAACUUUGGAAAUGUUUUAGCUGUGAGAAAUGUUUCAAUAUACCACGUUGCAGAUUAGUUCCCCCUCCCCCAAAGUGUGAAUACUGUUCAAUGCCAGCGCCAGACCAUAGGAUGUUUAAUACCUUUUACAUUGUUAGUCAUUUUAACAGACGCUCUUAUCCAGAGCAACCUACAAGAGCAAUUGGGGUUAAGUGCCUUGCUCAAGGGCACAUCGACAGAUUUUUCACCUAGACCGCUCAGGGAUUCGAACUAACCGCUAGGCUACCUGCCGCCCAUUUAAUGCUCACAAACCCUAAAAUCAUUAUUCAGCUAAUUGAAUACCCAAAUGAUGGAAUUCUGGCAGAUUCAGACAAUUUUUGUGGCUUCCUCUCGUCCUCAUCUCCUUGAUCUGCACCGAGGUAAAGGAACUGGACAGGAGAAAGCGAAGGCCUGUUAGGGGUCAACCAUAUUGCUUUCAACUGUUCUGUGUUUUCAGAACACAACUGUGCAGAUGACGGACACAAUGGAAGGAAGCCACUAGAAUAUUGAGAUACAGCCCGAGUCAGAAUAAAUAACCGUGAUAGCCCCAGGACUCUAGUUGAACCAUGCUGCACUCCAUUGAAUAGCCCCAGGACCCUAGCCUAGUUGAACCAUGCUGCACUCCAUUGAAUAGCCCCAGGACUCUAGCCUAGUUGAACCAUGCUGCACUCCAUUGAAUAGCCCCAGGACUCUAGCCUAGUUGAACCAUGCUGCACUCCAUUGAAUAGCCCCAGGACUCUAGCCUAGUUGAACCAUGCUGCACUCCAUUGAAUCGCCCCAGGACUCUAGCCUAGUUGAACCAUGCUGCACUCCAUUGAAUAGAGAAUUAAUUCUGGUUUCACCACUUUCCAUAUUGACACUUUAAAACCAGAUGGAGUUGAUAUGAGCCACUGUGGGUUGUCAAUGAAUGUGCCAAUCAACGUGGCAUUAAGUAAACUAGGAAAAAUAUGUAUUUUUGGGUACAAAAUCAACUCAAAUGUAUGUAAAUAUCUGUUCUAUAUUUUUAAAUCUUCAUGACUUUUGGUUUGUUGAAUUUAAACAAUCUUCAUUAUCAGCAUGUUCAUCAUUUGUGCGUGUGUGUUUUGAAUGUGUUAACAGGAGCUUGACGUGUCAUGCUUAAAGCCGCAAAAUAGAAAAAUGUAAAUCGAUGUCAAAAAGAAAUGAGGGAAUUGCUUAGUUAUAUUUAUACUUUGUUGAGGUGGUAUUUCAACUGGAGAGAGAUACUGUUGUUUAUCCCCAUAGAAGCCAAUCCCCAUAGAAGACUGACAUCUAACAGAGUAACCUAUCUUUACAGCAGAGUAACUAUUACUAUAAUUAAUGCCUUUGUUUAUAAAGAAAUAAAGACAGUUAUUUUUAAGUCUA
Molecule: messenger RNA, 4094 nt
Organism: Oncorhynchus kisutch (coho salmon)
Lineage: Eukaryota; Metazoa; Chordata; Actinopteri; Salmoniformes; Salmonidae
Product: mitogen-activated protein kinase 14A
Exons: 12
Coding region: 273-1358 (361 amino acids)
Biological process (GO): protein phosphorylation
Molecular function (GO): ATP binding; MAP kinase activity
Source: RefSeq, a predicted model, not a curated record